Porites lobata is the source of this 1071-nucleotide messenger RNA. The record is from the annotation of a GenBank genome assembly. Lineage: Eukaryota; Metazoa; Cnidaria; Anthozoa; Scleractinia; Poritidae.
AUGCCUCUUAGAUUAACAGCAAAAGAAGAAAAAGAAUUUCAUAAAGCGGAGUUAUGUCAUAUUUGUGAAAAAGAAUUUUAUGAAGAUGAUUCAACUGCAAAAAUGUUAAAAGUUAGAGAUCAUUGUCAUUUUACUGGUCAAUACCGUGGAGCUGCACAUAACAGUUGUAACCUACAAUGUAAAAAGCCAAUGAUACUUCCAGUAGUAUUUCAUAAUCUUCAAGGAUAUGAUGCUCAUUUGUUUAUUAAAGAGUUGUCUAAAAUACCAGGCGAACUUAAUUGUAUUCCUUCAACCGAAGAAAAAUAUAUUUCAUUUUCCAAAAAAAUUAAAGUUGGUGAGUAUAAAUCAAAAAAAACUGGAGAAACAGUUUCACUAUGUUUUGAAAUAAGAUUUAUUGACUCAUUUAAGUUUCUUCAAACUAGCCUUGCUAAUCUUGUUGGAAAUUUACAACCAGAUAAUUUUAUUAAUACAAAAGAAGUAUUUAAAGAUCCAAAUCUUUUAGAUUUAUUAACUCGUAAAGGAGUUUACCCAUAUGAUUACGUUUCAUCAAUUGAAAAACUAUCUGAAACACAAUUACCCCCAAAAGAGGAAUUCUAUUCUCGCCUUAAUGACGAAGAUAUAUCAGAUGAAGAUUAUCAUCAUGCUAUUCGCGUAUGGAAUAAAUUUAAUUGUAAAACAAUAAGAGAUUAUCACAAUCUUUACCUAAAGUCCGACGUCCUUCUUUUAUCAGAUGUAUUUGAAAACUUUUGAGCAACUUUUCUCAAACAUUACAAUCUAGAUCCAGCACAUUAUUAUACAUCUCCCGGAUUAGCUUGGGAUGCAUGUCUCAAAGAAACAGGUCAGGAAUUACAGUUACUACAUGAUUAUGAUAUGCUUAUGUUGUUUGAACGUGGUAUACGUGGAGGAAUAACUCACAUAUCCAUGCGCUAUGCAGAAGCGAAUAAUAAAUACAUGGCUGAUUACGAUCAUGAUCAACCUUCAAAUUAUAUUCAAUAUCUCGAUGCCAACAAUCUUUAUGGAUGGGCAAUGUCACAACCACUUCCAACACAUGAUUUUAAAUGGUUGCAUGAU